Molecule: messenger RNA, 1143 nt
Organism: Puccinia triticina
Lineage: Eukaryota; Fungi; Basidiomycota; Pucciniomycetes; Pucciniales; Pucciniaceae
Exons: 7
Coding region: 1-1143 (380 amino acids)
Biological process (GO): DNA-templated transcription
Cellular component (GO): RNA polymerase III complex; RNA polymerase I complex
Molecular function (GO): DNA binding; protein dimerization activity
Source: RefSeq, a predicted model, not a curated record
AUGGCAGACCACGGCAUCCUUCCACCGGGCCUGAACCCAGACACGCUCUCGACGAGGCUCAACCCGAGGCACCACGUCAAGCUCGAGGCGGAGAAAGUGCAGGACGUCGCAGCGAACGACUUCCCGGGACAUUGGCCGGGCGAACACCACGCCUGGGACAUCCAGACAUUCAAGAAGAACCUGAAGAUCCAGAUCUCGCGGCUCUCGAGCACGUCGAUCGAGUUCGACCUGAUUGGGAUCGAUGCGAGCAUCGCAAACGCGAUCCGGCGGAUCAUGCUCGCCGAAGUACCCACCGUAGCCAUCGAGGACGUGUUCGUCUGGAACAACACCUCGCUCGUCCACGACGAAGUCCUGGCCCAAAGACUGGGCCUCGUGCCCUUGAAAAUCGACCCCCGCCUCGUCGACAUGCGCACCGACGAAGGCGCAACCGACCUCAACACGAUCGUGUUCAAGUUGGUCGUCAAUUGUCGGCGGAAGCCGAACGUGUCCAAGACUGAAAAAGACCCCACAAUCCUCUACGAGAACGCCCUAGUGACAACGGAUGCGCUGGAAUGGGAGCCGAAGGGCGACCAGCCGGAGAUGUUCGGCGCCGACCCGCCGCGGCCGGUGCAGAAAGACAUCGUGUUAGUGAAGAUGCGGCCGGGGCAAGAGAUCCGGGCGGAGAUGCACUGUGUGAAGGGGAUCGCGAAGGACCAUGCGAAGUUCUCGCCCGUCGCUACGGCCUCCUACAGACUGCUGCCCCACAUCAUCAUCCACGAGCCGAUCCCCGAGGCCGACUGUCAGAAGUUCCAGGCCUGCUUCUCCCCCGGCGUCAUCGCCAUCGUCCCCGGGCCCACCGGCGCCUCCAAGACCUGCGUCGUCAAGAACCCGCGCAACGACUCCGUCAGUCGGGAGGUCCUGCGCCAUCCCGAGUUCGAGGGGAAGGUCUCCCUCGGCCGCGUCCGCGAUCAUUUCAUCUGUGCGUCCUCCUCCCACCCUCCUCCAAGUCUCCAGUGGACUCAUUCGUACUCUGUUUCAGUCAAUGUCGAGUCCACCGGCGUCUAUUCGCCCCAAGAAAUACCACUGGAAGCCUGUGAGGUCCUGCUCUCCAAGAUCAGGACUGUGAGAGCUUCGUUGAAGCUACGGAUGGAUGCAAUGCUAUAA